UUUCUAAUGUGUGCACCUCAUGACGCCCACUUUUAUGAAGGUGCUCGCGUUCCUCCCACCUUAUGAAGGAAAAGUAGUCCUUGAACUAGGAGCUGGUACUGGUCAUUUUACUGGUGAACUAGCCAGAAAGGCUGGUAAGGUCAUAGCCCUCGAUUCCAUUGAAAGUGUGGUAGAAAAGAAUCAGAGUAUUAACGGGAACCAUCAAAAUGUCGAAUUCAUAUGUGGCGAUGUUACUUCGGCAGACUUAAACCUUGCAGCCGAAUCAGUUGACUUAAUCAUCUCAAACUGGAUGUUCAUGCAUCACUCCAACAAAGAGGUUGAGGAGAUUGCUAAAAGCCUUCUAAAUUUGCUGAAGGUUGGGGGAUACAUUUUCUUUAGAGAGAUGUGUUCAAGUGAAUCUGAAGACCAUAAGCAAGAGAACAACACAUUCCGUGAACCUAAGUUUUACACUAAGAUCUGUAAGGAAUGUCACAUAUCUGAUACAUCUGGUAAAUCGUAUGAACUCUCUCUUGUUCGAUCGAAAAGCCUUGGAACUUACAUACUCGACAAGGAAAGUCAUAAUAAGAUCUGCUGGAUAUGGCAGAAGGUGAAUUCUGAGGACGAUAGGGGGUUCCAGCACUUCUUGGAUAACGUCCAAUACAAAAGCAGUGGCAUUCUACGUUAUGAACGCAUAUUUGGACAUGGGUUUGUCAGCACAGGAGGAAUAGACACCACAAAAGAAUUUGUUGCAAUGCUGGAUCUGAAGCCUGGCCAGAAAGUUUUGGAUGUUGGAUGUGGUAUCGGGGGAGGUGACUUCUAUAUGGCUGAGAACUUUGGAGUUGACGUUGCUGGCAUUGAUCUUUCUGUAAAUAUGAUCUCUAUUGCUAUUGAACGAUCAGCUGGGCUCAAAUGCUCAGUUGAAUUCGAGGUUGCUGAUUGUACUAAGAAAACGUAUCCUGACAAUUCGUUUGAUGUUAUCUACAGCCGUGACACCAUCCUGCAUAUUCAAGAUAAACCUGCAUUGUUCCAAACCUUCUACAAGUGGUUGAAACCAGGUGGCAAAGUUCUCAUUAGUGACUACUGCCGAAAAGCUGGAACAUCGUCCGAAGACUUUGCAGAAUACAUCAAGCAAAGAGGAUAUGAUCUCCAUGAUGUUGAAACUUAUGGGCAGAUGCUUAAAGAUGCCGGCUUUGAAGAGGUGACAGCAGAGGAUCGAACAGAACAGUUCAUAGAAGUUCUGCAGAGGGAACUGGAAAGAGUUGAGAAGGAAAAGGAAGAAUUCAUCAGAGACUUUACCGAAGGAGACUACAACGACAUUGUUGGUGGUUGGAAGGCAAAACUUGUCAGGACCGGCUCCGGUGAGCAGAGGUGGGGCUUGUUCAUUGGGAAAAAAGAAGUAAUGGCAUGAUGGAUAUUUGUAUUCCUUGUGUUUUAUGUUUUGAACAACCCGAUUUCAAAAUAAAUAAGAUUGGUGCAUGAGUCUGGGACACCUAUCUUGUGGGUUGUAAUUUAAGUACUCUGUGUGUUAUAUUUUAAUGCAUUAGCAGUUGAUGAGUUGCCCUA
Molecule: messenger RNA, 1542 nt
Organism: Erigeron canadensis
Lineage: Eukaryota; Viridiplantae; Streptophyta; Magnoliopsida; Asterales; Asteraceae
Product: phosphoethanolamine N-methyltransferase 3-like
Exons: 10
Coding region: 20-1387 (455 amino acids)
Biological process (GO): phosphatidylcholine biosynthetic process
Molecular function (GO): phosphoethanolamine N-methyltransferase activity
Source: RefSeq, a predicted model, not a curated record